AUGGGUCCAAUCGGCCACGUGACCUCUACGUCAUUCUCUGAGCGACACGACCAUCUGGAGUUGUGUGAAUGUGAAUUAGCCAUAAACAUGGUUAAAUCGGGAAAACUUCGGUCCGGAACUGGAUCGAAACUCAAACGAUGGAAGAAAGGACACAGCAGUGACUCCAACCCGCAGACGAGCAGGUUUAGACAAGCCGCAAAAAGUCGUUUCUUCAGCAGUCCCUCUGGGAAGAGCGAUCUGACUGUUGAUGCUCUGAAGCUCCACAAUGAGCUGCAGACAGGUCCACUGGAGGUCAAGGAGCGCAGAGAUGCCUACAGUAUGGAGGAGGAGCCAGAGGAGGGGCUGUCAGACCGCACUUCUGGCACUUUUCUCAGUGGUUUGUCCGAUUGCUCAAACCUUACGUUUAGAAAAGUGCAGCGCUACUGGGAGUCCAACUCUGCGGCCCACAAAGAGAUCUGUGCAGUGUUGGCUGCAGUUACUGAAGUGAUUCGUUCUCAAGGUGGAAAAGAGACAGAAACUGAGUAUUUUGCAGCUUUGAUGACCACUUUAGAAGUUGUUGAUUCAGGGGAGUCCCAGGCAGCAGUCGCAUAUCUCCUUAACCUCGUCAUGAAAAGAGUUCCUGCUCCUGUUCUAAUAUCAAAGUUCUCAGACACAAGCAAAGCGUUAAUGGAUAUCAUGACUAAACAGGCCACAAGUGACUCAGCAUCAGCACUUCGAUGGAUUCUGUCGUGUCUGGCCACCCUGUUGAGGAAGCAGGAGGUUUCGGUUUGGACGUACUCAUCUACUCUUCAGAUUUAUCACGGUCUUCUUAGUUUUACAGUUCACAGCAAGCCCAAGGUGCGUAAGGCAGCACAGCAAGGCGUGUGCUCGAUCCUCAGAGGAAGUGACUUCCUGUUUAAAGAUGAUGCCCCUACUCAUCAUCCUGUUGCCAUGACAACGGCUAAAUUCUGUAUAAAAGAAAUGGAGCAGGCUGGAGGAAGCAAAGAAGACACCACAACACUUCACGUCCUAGGCCUUCUGAAAGAAUUGAUCGGGACGUUUCCUCUUGGAGCGGUUAAAUCUUGUUGUGAAACACUUUUGCGAGUGAUGACGCUCAGUCAUGUGAUGGUGACUGCGAGUGCCAUGCAAGCCUUUCAUAAACUCUUUAGCAGCAAACCAAAGGCUGAUACACUGUCCCCUGAACUGAAUGCACAGAUCAUCACGGCUCUCUAUGAUUACUUGCCCAGUGAGAAUGAUCUGCAGCCACUUUUAGCCUGGCUCGCGGUGAUGGAGAAAGCCCAUGUGCAUCUGUCAAGUUUGCAGAGUUCAUUAGGUUUGGGACACCUCCCUCGGCUCUUUUCUGCUGCGGUGUCCUGCCUGUUGUCUCCUCACACACAAGUGGUUUCUGCGGCUACUGGCACGCUUAAGACACUGCUGACUGAGUGUGUUGCACCCCAUAUGGAAGGCAUGGGCUUGAUCACAACCCAAGCUUCAACUGGAAAUUCCUCGUACAUCUGCAAAAUCUUCAAAAUUGCAGAAGAAGGGCUCUCUUACCGCUUCCACGCAUCAUGGCCCUUUGUCCUCCAGAUAUUGGGCGGUUUUUACAAAGUUGCAGGACAAAAAGCUCACCCCAUCAUGAUCAAGUCACUUCAGUCCCUGGCUGAUCUACGCUGCACUCCUCACUUUUCCUUCCCUGGAGAGUUGGAUUUGGCAGUGGGAGCAGCUGUAGAAGCCAUGGGCCCUCAAGUCGUGUUGGGCGCUGUGCCACUGAACAUUACUGGUCACGAUGAUGAUUUAGGGUUUCCACGUAGUUGGCUCAUUCCAGUUAUACGUGAUCAUGUGAAGAACACCCAACUUGGAUUCUUUAAUUCAUAUUUUCUUCCUCUGGCUUCAACACUCAAAAAGAGGGCCGAGGAGUUGGAACAAGCUGGGCAGAAACUUGAGUCCAAAGUUUACCAAACACUGCAGCUUCAGAUUUGGACCAUGCUUCCUGGUUUCUGCACUGGUUGUGUGGACCUCGUUGCAUCCUUUAAAGGUAUUGCCCGUACUCUUGGCUCAGCGGUCAACGAGCAGCCGGACCUGCGCCUGACGGUCUGCCAGGCUUUGCGCACCAUUAUCAACAAGAGCUGCAACACGGCUGAAGAAAAGGGAGAAGUGGGAAAGUUUGCCAAAAACUUUCUUCCAAUUCUAUUCAAUGUGUACAGCCAGCAGCCGCCUGCGGGCGAGUGUGGCACCUAUAGGAUGGCUGUGCUCGAUACCAUCAAAGUCUAUCUGACGGUCACUGACGAGCAGAUGAUCUGUACAUUUUUGGCUAAAGCUAUAGAGAGACUAAGCGGCACUGACAACACUGAGUUCACAAAGCUUUCAAUGAUGGACCUCAUUGUUGCCCUGGCACCCUUAGUAGAUGAGGUCACAAUGACUAAAACAUUUGAAUUUAUAAAGCCAUAUUUAGAGAUGAAGGAGCCAGGGAUGCAAAAAAAAGCUUAUCGUGUGCUUGAGGAGUUGUGUGGCGGCGAGAGGGAAGAAUGUAAAUCAUUUGUCGUUAAAAAUCUGGAAGCGCUUAAAGUCAGCCUGCUUGAGACUUUAAAAAACGCAUCUUCGCCAUCAAAACGGCCAAGACUCAAGUGUCUACUUCACAUUGUAAAAAGGCUUGGAGAAGAGCACAAGGACUUUAUCACCGCACUGUUGCCAGAGGUUAUCAUUUGUACAAAAGAGGUGUCUGUCGGAGCUCGUAAAAGUGCCUAUAACCUUCUGGUGGAGAUAGGAAAUGCUUUUAUGCGUUUCUGCAGCAGCCCAAAUGAUGCCAUGGAUCAGUUCUUGUUGGUGGUCUAUGUGGGACUCACCGGCUCCGUCACGAUGAUCACCUGUACAGUCCUGGCACUUACUCGACUGGUCUUUGAGUACAAAGACUCCAUCGAGGUUUGCACCAUGGAGCAGCUCCUGCACAACAUCUGCCUCCUGCUCACAUCUCGCACAAGAGAGAUUGUUAAAGCUGCACUUGGGUUCAUUAAAGUCAUUCUCUUUGUCAUGGAUUCAAAAACACUAGGAUCACAUGUUACGGUCAUGAUGGAGGGCAUUGGGAACAUUAAAGAUGAUGUAAGAAGGCACUUUAGGACCAAACUGAAGAACAUCUUUACUAGAUUCAUCAGAAAGUUUGGGUUUGAACUGGUGAAGAGUAUGCUUCCUGCAGAGCACCACAAAGUUCUAGCAAACAUCAGAAAAGCUGAAGCUCGUAGUAAGAGGAAGAAGCAGGUGUCAGAAGAGCAGGACGACUCGGAUGAGGAGGAAGAUGUGUCCAAAAAUAAGGGUCAAAGCAUUGAAGACAUCCUGGCAGAGUCCGACAGUGACAUGUCUGAAGAUGAAGCUAAACCUAAAAAAGGACAGAAAAAGGCAGGAAAACCUCAAGCUAAAGCCUGGCUAAAGGAAGGAGAAGAAGAUGAUCCACUGAACUUCCUGGAUUCUAAAGUUUCCCAGAGAGUGCUAGCCACUAAUCCGGAGCUGAAAAAGUCCAGUAAGAAAGAGCAUGGCUUCAAGGUGACAUCAGACGGCCGACUGAUUAUCAGAGACGAAGAGGACGGGGAUCAUAAAGAAAAAGAUGGAGAAAUCCAGGACGUUCUUGAAGAGGCUGGAGUGAAAAGUAAAAAGGCACAGAAAAGAAGGUUUAAAGAUGACGACUUUGAUGAGGAAAUGGACAUUGAUCCAGCGUUAAAAUAUAAAGCUGGAGGUUCUGGUAUCCACAGACCGUUGGGAAGAGACACUGGUGUCGAGUACAAGUCAAAGAAGGGUAAAGGCGAUAUAAAACAGAAAGGGAAGCAUGACCCUUACGCGUAUAUUCCACUCAAAAAGGCUCAGCUCAAUCGCAGGAAACGGGCGAAACUUCAAGGCCAGUUCAAGGGGAUGGUGCGAGGGGCCCAGAAGGGGGCACUAUCUGGAAAGAAAAUGCAGAAGAAACGGAAAGCCUGA
Messenger RNA from Knipowitschia caucasica, 3942 nucleotides. Lineage: Eukaryota; Metazoa; Chordata; Actinopteri; Gobiiformes; Gobiidae. The record is from the annotation of a GenBank genome assembly.